CAACAUACUCUCAAGGCAGUUCCUUUUGUAGAAGACCUAUGCUCUUGUUCCUAACUCUAGAUGACAGUCCUAUUCCAGCAAGACAGGGUGCAUCUGUAAAGCCAUAGUAACUUCGUGUUGAAAUAGCAGCUUGUGAGAGUGGAGUGUUCAUUGGAGACGCCUGAUGGUCGGUUCUGAGCAGCCAGCAGCGGCGCUAUGGAGUGGGCCACGGACCAUGUACACCUGAGAUGGGAUACAGAACAGCAUGGAGCAGAGGGGGAUGUCCACGUCAAACACAGCAGGACAGCCUCGCUGAGCCACCAAGAGUGUCAUCUGUAUCCACAGCAAUCUCAGCAGCAGCAAAUACCUAUGGUGGCUUUCCAGGCGGAACUGAGACAGGCAUUCCGGGGUGAGACACCAAGAGGUGCUUAA
Molecule: messenger RNA, 411 nt
Organism: Ailuropoda melanoleuca (giant panda)
Lineage: Eukaryota; Metazoa; Chordata; Mammalia; Carnivora; Ursidae
Product: SNRPN upstream reading frame protein-like
Exons: 1
Coding region: 196-411 (71 amino acids)
Cellular component (GO): nuclear speck
Source: RefSeq, a predicted model, not a curated record